AUGUCGGCAAAUAAUUCUGAUAGUGAUAGACUGAAAGAAAGUUUGAAUUUAAAAAGAAAUAUAGAUAAUGAUCGCUCCAGUGAUGUCGAGAGAAGUUCAGAAAAAUUAAACGAAGUUUGUUUCGAAGAUGCAUUCGAGUUGACUGGUCACGGCAAGUUCAAUCACCUGGUACUGCUGACAUGUGGUCUGAUCAUGCUAAACGUGUCUAUGGAGUCUGUCGGUAUGAGCUACGUCAUUACAGCUGCAGAAUGUGAACUGGAGCUGACGAGUGAGCACAAGGGCCUGUUGAAUGCUGCUGCGUUCAUUGGUAUUAUAAGCACAUCAUUUCUUUGGGGAUACCUGGGUGAUCGAUUCGGCCGACGGGCGGUGAUGCUGCCAUCAAUGAUAGCGUCUGCCGCUCUAUCUAUUACCUCAUCAUUCUCAACUAAUGUGUGGAUGCUACUAAUUUUGCGGAUACUUACGGGCUGUUUGGUGUCAGCAUCAAGCGCGACAGUGUAUGCCUAUCUUGGUGAAAUGCACACUGGAUCCCGUAGGGCGGCAGCUAUAGCUUGGGGAUCAGCCUUCAUAUCCUUCUCAUUUAUUAUUCUACCAGGUCUUGCCUGGAUCAUAAUUCCAGGCCAAUGGUCCUGGACGAUCAGUGGCUUCAGGAUAGUACCUUGGCGAGCCUUCAUAUGGUCAUGGUGUGCCCCUGGUCUCAUAGCUUCGGUGUUCCUGUUCUGGCUGCCAGAAAGUCCGAGAUACCUAUUGUCUGCUAAAGGUCCAGACGCCGCAAUGCCAGUAUUGGCGAAAAUGUAUGCGUACAACAAAAAUGCUGGAAAGGAUAAUUUUCCCGUAGAGAAAAUUGUUACAAGCAGCAUAGAAUCGAGGUCUGGUGGUUUCGUUGGAGCUGUGAGGAACAUUUCCUUACUUUUCAGACCACCACUGCUUAAAUGUGUCUUCAUAUCACACAUAUCAAUGUUCGCCGUCUUUAUGCUCUCAAGCGGUUUGUACGUGUGGGUACCAGAUAUACUAAAUAACAUGCUCAGUGAUACAAGCGAAAAGAGCAUAACUAUUUGUGAAAUUAUACACAAUAAGUUUCAAGCGUCGAGGAAUACUUCAUUGGAAGUAAGCCAUGGCUCAUGCAAGGCCCACGUAACGACAAGUGUCUUCUCUAUAUCAAUGGGUAUGGGUGCAGUGUUUGCUGUCACCUACCUGGCUAUAGGACUCUUCAUCACUAGGGUUGGAAGAAAGACGUUCUAUUGUUGCAUAAUGUUCGUGUGCGGACUCGCCACUAUUGGUGCAGCAUUUGUACCACAAGGUGGCGCUGCAACGGCGCUACUAAUUCUGGCUCUAUGCGCGGGAUGCGCUGCUUCUAUUCUCGCCGCUAUUGCUGUUGACGUGUUUCCAACAUGUUUGAGAGCGAUGGCUAUGUGCGUAAUGUACAUGGUGGGUCGAACAGGAGCGGCCGUGGGUUCGAACAUCCUCGGUGCCACGCUGGACAGGCACUGCCAACUUGCGUUCAGCGUAUUUGGCGUAUUCACUGCUGGUUCAGUGAUACUUAUGAUAUUUUGGCCGAAACCAGAAAAAAUACGCGAAGAAAUGGAACGCAAGGGAUUAAAUUACUAA
Pieris macdunnoughi is the source of this 1605-nucleotide messenger RNA. The record is from the annotation of a GenBank genome assembly. Lineage: Eukaryota; Metazoa; Arthropoda; Insecta; Lepidoptera; Pieridae.